GGGUGAAGAUCUGUCUAACAUGCUGCACAGGAUCAACCAGCUCAAGUUGGACGUAGGGGUGUGACCUUCUCUCUCAACAUCUCCAAAGUCAAGUGGCCAACCAGUGUGGACACAAGUGGUGACCCAGUUGACCAUCUAGCUGUUGACCAGUCUUUGCAACAUAUGAAAGUUGGAUCAGCAGAGCUGAUAACCAUUGUAGGUGCUAGCUGGUAACCUCCGAGGCAAACUGACCAUUGUCCAGCUAGCUGGUAACCUCUGAGCUUGAUGUGAAAUGUGACUGGAUUGUGAUAUGUGGUGUUCCUUCACAGGACAUGCUGACGGUAGCUUUUCAAACAUCAGGCCGAAAGCUGUCCCAUUAUGGGUGCAGUAAAAUAUUUUCACCACCAGGUCAUGACAAUGUUUCUUGUGAUGUCAUAAUGAAUCGUACAAUACUACAUAAAAAAUAUCAAGUUUUUUUUAUAGUGUGUUGUUUCACUGUAUAUCAUUGAUAUAACUAGUUAUUUCUUCACUCUGUCCGACACUGGUUAUAACUUUUGAUACUACCUUGAUGUUGAGGGAGGGGAUUGGAAGGGCAAUACCUAGGCAGCAAGGGAGGUGAAUGGAAGGGCGAGACCUAGGCUCUGAGGGAGGAGAAUGAAAGGGCAAUAGUUUGGCAGCAAGGGAGGUGAAUGGAAAAGUAAUACCUAGGCAGCAAGGGAGGUAAAUGGAAGGGCGACACCUAAGCUCUUGAGGGAGAAGAAUGGAAGGGCAAUAUAGUUAGGCAGCAAGGAAGGUGAAUGGAAAGGAAGUGUGCACAUGAUGCCUAGGCAUUGAGGGAGGAGAAUGGAAGGGCAGUGAGGGAGAUGAAUGGAAAGAAAUGGGGAGGGAGUAGAACAGAAGAGCAACAUUGUUUUCAAGGCCUGGACUAUAUUGUUUGUUUCUAUUUAUGUAAAACAGGUUAUAUUGUUGACAAACUGAUUUGAAUCCGAUGUUUAUUUUAAUAGAUAGUGAUCAUGUCUUGUUGAUGUGGAAGUAUGUUUUUGAAAUAAAUAAAUUUGAUUGUGAUUUCUGAAACAAAUCUGUAGUUUAUGGUUUAUCUUGAGGGACCCUGGUUAAUCUAAAUAUUGUGUCAGAUAAUUUUUUACCAGUAUUCAACAAGAAUUACUUGUAAUUCUAUGUCUUGCCUGUCCUGCUAAGAGUUUUGUGCAAACUCCAAAAUUCACUAAAAAUUUCACUAUUUUCUCAAAAAAAAAAAA
Molecule: messenger RNA, 1235 nt
Organism: Pecten maximus
Lineage: Eukaryota; Metazoa; Mollusca; Bivalvia; Pectinida; Pectinidae
Product: nucleoporin 88-like
Biological process (GO): mRNA export from nucleus; ribosomal small subunit export from nucleus; protein import into nucleus
Cellular component (GO): nuclear pore
Molecular function (GO): structural constituent of nuclear pore
Source: RefSeq, a predicted model, not a curated record